AUGGGUGGCACGGUACUGAAAUGGCUUGUAGAAAAGGAUGAAAUUGGUGGUACCUUCAUAAAAUGGCUGCUAGAAAAGGAUGGGAUGGUUGGUCUGGUCUUAAAAUGGCUGGUAGAAAGGGAUGAUAUGGAUGUUAUGGACAUAAAUUGGCUGGCAGAAAGGGAUGAGAUGGGUGGUACAGUCAUGAAAAAGUUGGUAGAAAGGGAUGUGAUGGGUGGUAGGGCCAUCAAAUGGCUGGUAAAAAGGGAUGAUAUGGAUUGCACAGUCAUGACAUGGCUGGUAGAAAGGGAUGAGAUGGAUGGUAUGGUCAUGAAAUCGCUCGUAGAAAAGGAUGAGAUUGGAGGUACCUUCAUAAAAUGGCUGUUAGAAAAGGAUACGAUGGCUGGUCUGGUCUUAAAAUGA
Molecule: messenger RNA, 402 nt
Organism: Pelobates cultripes (western spadefoot toad)
Lineage: Eukaryota; Metazoa; Chordata; Amphibia; Anura; Pelobatidae
Source: the annotation of a GenBank genome assembly